This is a messenger RNA of Arvicola amphibius (Eurasian water vole), 634 nucleotides long. RefSeq names its product dynein light chain Tctex-type 2B (gene Dynlt2b). Gene Ontology annotation, cellular component: cytoplasmic dynein complex; cytoplasm. Gene Ontology annotation, biological process: microtubule-based movement. Gene Ontology annotation, molecular function: dynein intermediate chain binding. NCBI's taxonomy places the organism in Eukaryota, Metazoa, Chordata, Mammalia, Rodentia, Cricetidae. The record is from RefSeq and is a predicted model, not a curated record.
ACGUGAGCGACCCGUUGCUCUGGGGAUGCACUCCGGGACCUCUGGGCCGCAGCAACCGGCCGGGCCUCUCUAGAGAUCCGCUGGUUCAGACGCGGGACUAUGGCCACGUCCACCAAAGGCCGGUCCAUAUCAGUCGGCCCCUCCGAGGGCUUGUUCGAGGCCGACAGGAACUCAGGGGAGCCGGAGAACACCUAUAUUCUGAGGCCCAUUUUCCAGCAAAGGUUUAGACCCUCUGUGGUUAAAGACUGCAUCCAUGCCGUGCUCAAGGAGGAACUGGCAAGCGCUGAGUACUCUCCAGAUGAAAUGCCUCAUCUCACAAAACGUCUCUCAGAAAUCAUCAAAGACAAACUGAAAGAGUUGGGAUAUGACCGGAUAAAAUGGUGGUGUCAGGUGGUGAUUGGCGAGCAGAGGGGCGAAGGCGUCUGUAACAUGGCUGCUCGAUGUUUCUGGGAUGCAGACACUGACAACUACACUCAUGAUGUCUUCAUGAAUGACAGCUUAUUCUGUGUUGUAGCAGCGUUUGGUUGUUUCUACUAUUGAAUCUGUGGAAAGGGUGACUGUGAGCACGAAGAAACCUCAACUUUUGUAUAAUAUCCUGACCAAAUAAAAAUAAGUUGGACCUUGGCACCUAAAA